GGAAUGCCGACUAUGCUGUUAUUGAUUUGAAAACAAAAGACAAUAUCAAUACUGUAUAUCUAUUGUACGCAGGGAAGAAUGUGUUUCAUUACCGCUAUCUUGUCUACAUGAGACCGGUAAUUGGUUUCAUGGGAGCUGGCUGUGGCACAUUACCAGAGGAUACUGCAGUCUGGCAUUAAUUCAAAGGGCUGAGCAAUGACCUCUCAACCAGAUAACUUAAUACUGUCCUCUGGUCAGGACUUCAGCAUGGACUACACCUCCUGGGACAUUCAGCUGAAGAUUACUGGCCUGGGCUUCAUCUUCUACACCUUCAUCUUCUUCCUCUGUCACGUACUGUCGACUCUGCUGUUUCAGACCUACCGCUCAUUGUCGGCCAAAGAAAAGGUUUUCUGGGAUUUGGCUGCAACACGGGCUGUGUUUGGCAUUCAGGGCAUUGUGGCAGGUCUUCGGGCCCUCAUGGAGGAAUCUGUUCUCUUCUCUGAUAAGAUUCUCGGACAGGAAGACUGGUCCUGGUUCAACAUUCUAACUUCUACGGGCUUCUUCCUGUUUGAAAACAUGGCCCUCCACAUGUCCAAUGUGGUGUUUCGUUCCUUUGACCUGCCGUUAGCUGUUCACCACUUCUUCGCCCUGGCGGGGUUUGCAGGGGCGGUUGUGUGGAACUGGCAGGGUCAUUUCCUCCCUAUGGUGACACUGCUCCUGGAGAUGAGCACACCCUUCACAUGCAUAUCCUGGAUGCUGCUAAAGGCGGGCUGGUCCAAGACGGUGUUCUGGAAAGCUAACCAGUGGAUGAUGAUCCACAUGUUCCACUGCCGGAUGGUUGUGUCCUAUUACAUGUGGUGGGUGUGUUUGAAUCACUGGGAGGAGAUGAACACCCACAUCCCGCUGCCUCAGAGACUGCUGUUCUUCACAGGCCUCUUCCUGCUCACCUUCUUCCUUAACCCCAUUUGGACACAUAAGAAAACCCUGCAGCUUCUCAAUCCUGUGGACUGGAACUUUCACAACCAGUCUCCGCCGGAGAAUGGACCAUUACAAGAGCAGACACAACAAAAGCCCCAUGCAAGCUGAUUAAUGCCAAGGGAAAUACAGUUUGGAGGAUACUGUUGCUUUUAGUGGGUUUGAUUUAAAUUGUUUUAGCACUAACUAGUAGCAUUUGCUACAACAUGAGCACCCUAGUGUUGUUCCGAGUCUGUUUUGCUUCUGUGGAACUGCGUUUUAUUUAUUUUUUUGUCCAUACAGUGUAAGUCAGUCCAAAACAAAACCUCAUGUUAAAGUAAAAGUUGACCCCAAAUUUAAAUUUUACCCACCUGUCACUUAUUCUAAACAUAAUUUUCUUUUUUCUGUUGAACACAGUUUAAGAUAUUUUGAAGAAUGAUGAAAACAAGUAUCAGUUGACUUGCAUAUUUUCUUUUUAUACUAUUUAUAUAAGUGUUUGGACUUUCAGUAGUUGGGCUUAAACCACACUGAACUGAAAUU
This is a messenger RNA of Danio rerio (zebrafish), 1473 nucleotides long. RefSeq names its product CLN8 transmembrane ER and ERGIC protein (gene cln8). Gene Ontology annotation, cellular component: membrane. Lineage: Eukaryota; Metazoa; Chordata; Actinopteri; Cypriniformes; Danionidae. The record is from RefSeq and is marked validated.